CUGUCCUCUCCAAAAGUGGGUGCUGUGAUUGACUGCUUGCUUGUCCUCCCACUGGCAACUGGCGAGGAGCAAGCACCACAACGCCAACUCAGGCCACCAUGUCGGCCGAUCUGCUCCAGGUCCUCGCCAGCGCGGGGAAGGGGAAGGGCACUCGCAGUUUGCUGCGGGUGAUCAUCCUCGCGCUCAUCGCUGGCGCCGCAGUCUCCAGCCGACUCUUCUCCGUUAUCCGAUUUGAGAGCAUUAUCCAUGAAUUCGAUCCCUGGUUCAACUUCCGUGCGACCAAGUACCUCGUUGCGAACGGCUUCUACAAGUUCUGGGACUGGUUCGAUGACCGGACAUGGCAUCCCCUGGGCCGUGUGACGGGUGGCACCCUCUACCCCGGCCUGAUGGUGACGAGCGGCGUCAUCUACCACGCCCUCCGCGCCCUGACGAUUCCCGUGGAUAUCCGGAAUAUCUGCGUUCUCCUUGCGCCGGGCUUCUCGGGCCUCACUGCCAUCGCCGCCUACCUCCUCACCAAUGAGAUGACCCCAUCCUCCUCGGCUGGGCUCCUGGCUGCUCUGUUCGUGGGCAUUGCCCCCGGCUACAUCUCCCGGUCGGUUGCUGGCAGCUACGAUAACGAGGCAAUUGCUAUCUUCUUGCUCGUCUUCACCUUCUACCUCUGGAUCAAGGCGCUGAAGCAGGGGUCCAUGUUGUGGGGGGCGCUCUGCGCGCUGUUCUACGGCUACAUGGUUGCCUCGUGGGGAGGCUACGCCUUCAUUACCUGUCUCCUUCCGCUGCACGCCUUCGUCCUGAUCUGCAUGGGCCGCUACAGCACCCGCCUGUACGUCGCCUACACGACGUGGUACGCCCUCGGCACCCUCGCCAGCAUGCAGAUUCCUUUCGUUGGCUUUCUGCCUGUCAAGACGAGCGAGCACAUGCCCGCCUUGGGCAUCUUUGGCUUCCUGCAGCUGCUCGCGUUCCUCGACUACGUCCGUUCUGCAAUCCCUAGCCGCCAGUUCCAGACCUUUCUGUGGCUGUUUGCCGGCGCCACCUUCGGGCUGGGUUUGCUUGGCCUCGUCAUCGCUACCAGCGCAGGCUUCAUUGCCCCGUGGAGCGGCCGUUUCUACUCUCUCUGGGACACGGGCUACGCCAAGAUCCAUAUCCCCAUCAUUGCCUCGGUGUCGGAACACCAACCGACUGCGUGGCCGGCCUUCUUCUUCGACCUGAACAUGCUGAUCUGGCUGUUCCCCGUCGGCGUCUACCUCUGCUUCCAGGAAUUAGCCGACGAGCAUGUCUUCAUCGUCGUCUACGCCUUGUUUGGAAGCUACUUCGCAGGCGUCAUGGUCCGUCUGAUGCUCACGCUGACUCCGGUGGUCUGUGUGGCCGCCGCCAUCGCCGUGUCGACGCUGCUCGACGCUUACCUCAACGCCAAAUCGCCCAAUCCCGAGGAGGUCCAGGCUCUUGAGAGCUCCGAGGGGAAGCGGGCGGUCAAGUCGGGCCUCAGGUCGACGAGCAAGCCAGUGGUUGGCGUGUACGGGCUCUGGGGCAAGGGCAUGGUGGUUGGCGCCAUGGUGGUCUACCUUUUGGUUUUCGUUCUUCACUGCACAUGGGUGACGUCGAACGCCUACUCGUCUCCGUCGGUCGUCUUGGCGAGCAGAUUACCCGACGGCAGCCAGCACAUCAUCGACGACUACCGCGAGGCCUACCAAUGGCUGCGCCAGAAUACGCGAGAGGAUGCCAAGAUUAUGUCGUGGUGGGACUACGGCUACCAGAUCGGUGGCAUGGCGGACCGGCCGACCCUUGUGGACAACAACACCUGGAACAACACGCAUAUUGCGACCGUGGGCAAAGCCAUGAGCUCGCGCGAGGAGGUCAGCUACCCGAUCAUGCGCCAGCACGAGGUCGACUAUGUUCUCGUUGUUUUCGGCGGCCUCCUGGGCUACUCGGGCGAUGACAUCAACAAGUUCUUGUGGAUGGUGCGCAUCGCCGAGGGCAUCUGGCCUGACGAGGUCAGCGAGCGGGCGUUCUUCACCCCUCGGGGCGAGUACCGCGUGGACGCCGAGGCCACCGAGACCAUGAAGAACAGUCUGAUGUACAAGAUGUCUUACUACAACUACAACAACCUCUUCCCUCCGGGACAGGCGGUGGACCGUAUGAGGGGCGCCCGUCUCCCCGAAGUUGGACCGACACUCAACACAUUGGAGGAGGCGUUCACGAGCGAGAACUGGAUCAUCCGCAUCUACAAGGUCAAGGACCUGGACAACCUGGGACGGGACCAUGCCUCGGCGGCAGCAUUUGAUCGCGGCCACAAGAAGAAGAAGGCUACGAAGAAGAGAGGCCCCCGGCUGCUUCGGGUGGAGUAAGGGGCUGGCCCAAGGGGAAGAUAUGUGUGUAUCAAAGACAUCUCUCCAGCUGCGAGCUUCGGCUCUCGUACCAGCCAAGAUGCACCUCACCCUGUAAGUCGGUCCUUUCUUCUCGAUUGCGACGUCGUUUGUGAUUAUUUUUCCCCCCUGGUUAGAGCCCUGCUCGACGCCGCUCUGGGAAGCGCCCCCUUCCAACAAGCAGUGCUGGGAGUUCAAUUUGGGCUUUGCGUGUUGUAUGUAUCGCCGUUUCUUGCUGACAGUUUCUUCAACAGGACCAAGGAGGUCGGCUGGGAGACCGACGAUGACGGCGAUAUCUCUAAGUCGGGCUCCAGCGUCAAGCGCUAUCACUUGAUUCUCGACUUCUCCUGGCGCUCCUCCAGGGCCAGCCGCGGCCGC
This is a messenger RNA of Thermothielavioides terrestris NRRL 8126, 2738 nucleotides long. Its product is annotated as glycosyltransferase family 66 protein. The record is from RefSeq and is a predicted model, not a curated record. The coding region runs from base 99 to 2342 and encodes 747 amino acids. The transcript is spliced from 6 exons. Gene Ontology annotation, molecular function: dolichyl-diphosphooligosaccharide-protein glycotransferase activity. Lineage: Eukaryota; Fungi; Ascomycota; Sordariomycetes; Sordariales; Chaetomiaceae. Gene Ontology annotation, biological process: post-translational protein modification. Gene Ontology annotation, cellular component: membrane.